AUGGUCAACGGCACGACGACGACGUUGGAGCCGACGUAUUAUGGCUACGUCGCAACGACGCAGGACGCGCUGAUCUUGUUCGAGGCUUGUUUGACCGGCGUUCUGCACCAUGUGCCCCGUCGGCCUCAUGAUCGAGAACGCGCCAGCCUGGUUCGCAGUGGUACCGUCUUCAUCUACGAGGAGAACUCGUCGGGCAUCAAGCGAUGGACGGACGGAGUGACCUGGAGUCCCAGUCGAAUCCUAGGCAAUUUCCUCGUCUACCGAGAGCUCGAAAAACCCUUUCCGCCUGGCGAGAAGAAGCGCGCGAUGAAGAAAGCUAAUCGACGCCCCGUACCCUCAACGAGACCAGGAGAGCCCUAUCCACGACAUGAGAGCAACGCGCAAGCCUACUCUCCCGCCCCGACGACGGGCUCGUUUGGGGAACGCACGCAGCAGAGUGACAUGGAACGCGCAUUGGUCGGCUCUCUGGUAGACUCAUACGGCUUCAAGGACUCCGGUUUGGUGAAAAAGACGAUGAGCGUGACCGUUUCGGGGGUGACUCAUCACUUGGUUUCAUAUUACAGCGUGGAGGAUGUGAUGCGAGGGAAUUUGAACCCGCCGUCGAUGUGCAAUGACUUACGCUAUAUUCGACCUCGUAUGGAGCUGACUCAAAAGCAAAGCUUUCGGGCUCCGAUCGACGAUCUGGAAACGGGAACGCUGGAGAAUCCGAACGAUCCGUCUCAUGCUGCUUUAUAUGGGUAUCGUCCUCAGCUGGUGGCGCCAGGAUACAGCAUCCCAAACCCUCACCCAGAAUUUUACAUGCACCCAGCAUCGUACACUGCCACCCAUCCACCACAGUCGGCACCUAUCACUGGAUAUUCAAUGGUAGGAUCGGUCCCCGGGGUACAGGCUCCCAAUUCGUACCUCCCCACGCCCACCCUCCCUACCCAGAUUCCGCAUAAGCCGGACGACUACCCGCACUUCCGGGCUCCGGCGCCAUAUGGCACUGGAUUCGAUGCCCUGGGCCAGAAUUCGCUAUCUUCAUCGAUUCCUUCAGCGCUCAACACGGCCAUGUCGAACUCUUUGAGUGACCGGAAUCGCUCGCAGUCGGAUCACAGCCCAUCGGCCUACCGAUCCUCUAUUUCUUCUCGGAGCGUUGCAACCGAUGCAACAUCGCCAAUCGAUCCUUCGACUCCUGCCACCUAUUCACGCGGCGGUAGUUUCAGUCUGGCAGGUCAAUUGGAUGCCUCGUCUCAUCCGUCCUUAGAUCAGCGCAGCAUGGCCGCGUUUGACCCCAGCAUCCCUCGUCGGGAGUCGAACCCAAUCCCCAAUCCUUAUUACGGCACGAGUGACCGGAGUCAGUAUUACAUGAGCACCACAGCUCCGGCGGCUCAUGCUCCUUAUCCGGUCCCUGCCUGGACUACGGCUGCUCCGGCUCAGCCACAAGUAUAA
Molecule: messenger RNA, 1431 nt
Organism: Aspergillus affinis
Lineage: Eukaryota; Fungi; Ascomycota; Eurotiomycetes; Eurotiales; Aspergillaceae
Product: camp independent regulatory protein
Exons: 1
Coding region: 1-1431 (476 amino acids)
Molecular function (GO): DNA binding
Source: RefSeq, a predicted model, not a curated record